Molecule: messenger RNA, 1419 nt
Organism: Mesitornis unicolor (brown roatelo)
Lineage: Eukaryota; Metazoa; Chordata; Aves; Mesitornithiformes; Mesitornithidae
Product: protein FAM188A-like
Exons: 5
Biological process (GO): protein K48-linked deubiquitination
Molecular function (GO): cysteine-type deubiquitinase activity; K48-linked deubiquitinase activity
Source: RefSeq, a predicted model, not a curated record
AAUAUUGUGAAAGUUUCCUUCUUUUCUUUUCCCCCCCUAAGGAUAUGGCCCUUGUUGCUCCUGAAGCGCCUUCAGAACAAGCUAGAAGGGUUUUUCAGACAUAUGACCCCGAGGAGAAUGGUUUUAUACCUGACACUUUGCUAGAAGAUGUAAUGAAGGCUCUGGACCUUGUUUCAGAUCCUGAAUAUGUAAACCUCAUGAAGACCAAAUUAGACCCAGAAGGACUGGGCAUCAUUUUACUGGGUCCCUUUCUGCAAGAAUUUUUCCCUGAGCAGGACUCUAGGGUUUCAGAGUCAUUCACUGUUUACCAUUACAAUGGACUGAAGCAAUCUAACUAUAAUGAAAAGGUCAUGUAUGUUGAAGGCACAGCAGUUGUUAUGGGUUUUGAGGAACCAAUGCUACAGACCGACGAUACUCCUGUGAAACGCUGCUUGCAAACCAAAUGGCCAUACAUAGAAUUACUCUGGACCACAGAUCGAUCUCCUUCUUUAAACUGAUGUGUUGCGCAUAACACCAUCCUGCUAUCGAACGCUUGAAUGGGGAUACAGGAAUUGGCAUUUGCUUGGAAAGUGGCAUCCUUUGACUGCGUGAGGUUAUACACUGGUAUCAUUGACGAAUUGUAAAUAAUGAUUACAAACACUUUUUCAGUGUUAAUUGGAAUAUUUAAUUUUUUAAUCAGAUUGAUUUCUAUUAUAAUAGUUUGUCUUUUUUGGCCACUGUAGUACUGUUAAUGUGGGUUACCGAAAGAAAAAAAAAAAGCCUACUUAUAAAGUCUUAACAUUAUUUUACCAUCUCAUGAAGAUUUGAAAAAUGUCUGAUAUUGCAGAAUCUGCGUAUUAGAUGUCAGAUCUUUAAAACAUAAAACAUAUUCAGCUCCCCCUGAAUCAUAUAGGCAUGUUUUAUUAUUUUAAUUAUAUUGGCUUACAUUACAGUACCAUAAUGUGUGGACUAAACUGGCCUUUGCACUGGAUAUGUUUUAAUGAGUUUAAAUUUUAUGCAAUUUUUCCUAAAAUCUAAUUCUACCAAAAGAGCUUGCACAACGUGACAUAAAUAGGAUACAUUAUUAGGAAUAAGUAUAUUUCAUAAAUACUCUUUCUUGGCAGUUGUAUAUUACUGUGGCUUAGUUAUCAAGCUUGUUAAAAAUGAACAGAAAAUCUGAAGAAAAAUAGAUGUAUUAAUAUUUAUUUGAAUUUGUAUAAAAGAAAUGUAAAAACAGCAGAAUUAAUUUCCUGUUCUAUAAUCUUUAAACUAUUCAAACUUAUAAUAUUGCCAAAUACCUCUUCUCAAUUUCUCCGAACAGCAGUGUAAGCCAGCGUUAUUGUAUGUGUGAAGUGCAUGAGAACAUCUGUUAUUACAUUAUUAUAUUCCUUUAUUUAUUAUCAACUUGUUAGCCCUAAAAUAAAAUCUUUUCCUUGAAUC